GUGCAAUUGAAAGAGAGAGAGAUAGCCUGAAGUGAGGGUUUUCACUUGGUGGUGACCACCUAGAGUGAGGGAACUGAAAUUUAGAGAGACUCCAAUUAGAUUCAAGAGAGAUGGCCAUUCACCACGAAACUUGGGCUUUCGUUUUCGGUCUUCUAGGCAACGUGAUCUCCUUUAUGGUGUUCCUUGCUCCAUUACCAACUUUUUACCAAAUCUACAAGAAGAAAUCAUCCGAAGGGUUUCAAUCACUACCUUAUGUUGUUGCACUGUUCAGUUCAAUGCUCUGGAUCUAUUAUGCAUUUGUCAAAAAGGAUGCUAGCCUCCUUCUCAUUACUAUUAACUCCUUUGGAUGUGUGAUAGAGACAAUUUACCUAGCCAUCUUCCUUGUUUACGCCCCAAGUAAAACCAGGCUUUGGACCAUCAAGCUUCUUCUCAUGUUGAAUGUUUUUGGGUUCGGAGCGAUGCUUCUUUCAACCCUAUACCUUACAACGGGUUCCAAACGUCUUACUGUGAUAGGAUGGAUUUGUCUUGUUUUCAACAUAAGCGUUUUUGCUGCUCCUCUUUGCAUUAUGAAACGUGUCAUAAAGACGAAGAGCGUGGAAUUUAUGCCCUUCAGUUUGUCCUUCUCUUUGACCAUAAAUGCUGUUAUGUGGUUCUUCUAUGGCCUUCUCCUCAAGGACUACUACAUCGCUCUACCAAAUACGCUUGGGUUUCUAUUCGGCAUAAUUCAGAUGGUGUUGUAUUUGAUUUAUAGAAACGCCAAGAAAGAUGAGCCAAUGAAAUUGGAAGAACUAAAUAGUCAUAUUAUUAACGUUGGGAAGCUGAGCAGAAUGGAACCCUCUGAGCCGAAUCAUGCAACAAAAAAUGGUACUGUGACUGAGAUAACUAUUGAGGAUCCAAAUGGAAAAGAAACAGAAGAGGGAAACUUGAAGAACAUCAUGAAUUCGGCUAGCAAUGUGUGAUUAAUUAACCAAUGAACAAGUCCAAAGAGAAAGAAAGAAAAAAGCAAAAAAAAAAAAAAAUGAGGUCAAAAAAUAUUUUAACAUAAAAGUACAAUCACUCUACUUGGCCAAGUGGGGCCUCUUCUCAACCCAAGAACAGUACGAGUACUUUGGAGUUUAAUUAGGGUUCUUCUUUUGAUUAAUGCAUUUGCCUUAAUUUGUAGUUGUCAUAUGUUAGCUGGUCAUAUGUUAGCAUGAGCAUCUCUCUUUGGCCUCUUCCAUCGCUCUCACUGUAGUAAAACGUGUAACAACGAAUGUAUCUUCUCUUCUUUCAUUGUAUUCCUCA
Molecule: messenger RNA, 1284 nt
Organism: Glycine soja
Lineage: Eukaryota; Viridiplantae; Streptophyta; Magnoliopsida; Fabales; Fabaceae
Product: bidirectional sugar transporter SWEET14-like
Exons: 6
Coding region: 111-959 (282 amino acids)
Biological process (GO): carbohydrate transport
Cellular component (GO): membrane
Molecular function (GO): sugar transmembrane transporter activity
Source: RefSeq, a predicted model, not a curated record